This is a messenger RNA of Amborella trichopoda, 2425 nucleotides long. It is a transcript of the gene PGI1, whose product is annotated as phosphoglucose isomerase 1. Gene Ontology annotation, cellular component: cytosol. Gene Ontology annotation, molecular function: glucose-6-phosphate isomerase activity; carbohydrate derivative binding; monosaccharide binding. Gene Ontology annotation, biological process: glucose 6-phosphate metabolic process; glycolytic process; gluconeogenesis. NCBI's taxonomy places the organism in Eukaryota, Viridiplantae, Streptophyta, Magnoliopsida, Amborellales, Amborellaceae. The record is from RefSeq and is a predicted model, not a curated record.
UCCUGACACGGGUGACACGGCCGGCGGGAUCUUCAACCCCGUGCAUCUGCACUAUAAAACCCGCUCCAAAAUUAAGAAAGAAAGGCAUCAAAUUUCACAGGAAACAGAAAACAUAGAGUGAAAAAUCGAACUUUUCCGGCCCCUCUGCAAAUUUUCUGAUAAAAUCCGGCCAUGUCGUCGAUUUCCGGCCUCUUUUCAUCUUCUUCGACCUUCAUCUCUUCCCCUAAUUCCCUUCGGAAUUCCCCAAAAAAUCAAAGAGAUUUGAUCGGAAUUUCAAAGCUAUUUGGCCGGAGCUCAGGCAAUCACCAUGAAUUCCGGAGAUUUACACCCCAAGCAGUGGCUCGAGAGGUCUCUGCGGAAUCUCUAAUUUCAGAGGCUCUGAAGAAGAAAGCGGUGAAGGGGCUGGAAAAGGAUCCCUAUGCUCUUUGGCAUCGAUAUGUGGACUGGCUUUAUCAGCAUAAGGAGCUAGGGAUUUUUCUCGACGUUAGUCGAAUAGGGUUUACGGAUGAGUUUUUCGAAAGCAUGACUCCUAGAUUUGAAGCAGCUUUCAAGGCCAUGGAUGAGCUCGAGAGAGGAGCAAUUGCUAACCCUGAUGAGGGGCGAAUGGUUGGCCACUACUGGCUUAGAAGUUCUCACCUUGCUCCUACUGCGUUUCUUAGGCAACAGAUUGAUACCACGCUUGAGGCCAUUUGUAGGUUUUCGGAAGAUGUUACAAGGGGAAAGAUAAAGCCCCCAUCAUCUCCAGCUGGUCGCUUUACCCAAGUGCUCUCUGUUGGAAUUGGAGGAUCAGCACUAGGACCACAAUUUGUUGCAGAGGCAUUGGCUCCAGAUAAUCCGCCUCUUAAGAUAAGAUUUAUUGACAAUACAGAUCCAGCUGGAAUUGAUCAUCAGAUUGCACAGCUUGGACCUGAGCUGGCUUCUACCCUUGUUGUUGUGAUUUCAAAGAGUGGAGGCACUCCAGAAACUAGGAAUGGGUUGUUGGAAGUGCAGAAGGCCUUUCGCGAAGCUGGCCUGGACUUCUCGAAACAGGGUGUAGCUAUUACACAAGAAAAUUCUUUAUUGGAUAAUACAGCAAGAAUUGAAGGAUGGCUUGCUAGGUUUCCAAUGUUCGACUGGGUUGGAGGCAGAACCUCCGAAAUGUCUGCAGUUGGUUUACUUGCAGCAGCACUCCAGGGAAUUGACAUCAGAGAACUGCUUGCUGGUGCAGCCCUGAUGGAUGAGGCGACUCGAACUCCUGUGGUGAAAAAUAAUCCUGCUGCCUUACUGGCUUUAUGCUGGUACUGGGCUUCUGAUGGUGUGGGAUCCAAGGAUAUGGUUGUACUUCCCUACAAAGAUAGCCUUCUACUUUUUAGCAGGUAUUUGCAGCAGUUGGUGAUGGAGUCUCUUGGAAAGGAAUAUGAUCUGGAUGGUAAUCGGGUUAACCAAGGCUUAACUGUAUAUGGAAACAAAGGGAGCACUGAUCAACAUGCCUACAUUCAACAACUGAGGGAUGGAGUGCACAACUUUUUCGUGACCUUCAUUGAGGUUUUACGUGAUAGGCCACCUGGUCAUGAUUGGGAACUUGAACCAGGUGUUACCUGCGGUGAUUAUCUUUUCGGUAUGCUUCAGGGUACUAGAUCAGCUCUUUAUGCAAACAACCGGGAGUCUAUCUCAGUCACAGUGCAAGAAGUGACACCCAGAUCAGUGGGAGCACUAAUAGCACUCUACGAGCGAGCAGUUGGAAUCUAUGCUAACCUGAUCAACAUUAAUGCAUACCACCAGCCUGGGGUUGAAGCCGGCAAAAAGGCAGCUGGGGAAGUAUUAGGUCUUCAGAAGAGAAUUUUGUCUGUUUUAAAUGAGGCCAGCUGUAAAGAACCUGUGGAGCCCUUGACAUUGGAUGAGAUUGCACAGCGUUGCCAUGCGCCUGAACAAAUUGAAAUGAUAUACAAGAUUGUUGCACAUAUGGCAGCGAAUGAUAGAGCGCUGAUAGCUGAAGGCAGUUGUGGAUCACCACGAAGCAUCAAAGUUUUCCUUGGAGAGUGUAAUGUGGACGAGCUAUACGCUUGAGUUUAGAUGAUUUAUUCAUCAUAUUUAUCCCUUUUUAUUGGAAGUUUUACUAGAAAGGGCGCUACGGAAUCUGAGCUCAUGAGAAAGGUACGGGUGCCACAACCGUUCGAAAAUGCCUCGUGAAUCUAAACGUAAUUGGGUGUAUGCCAAAGUAUUCCAGGACCCUCAUGUCUAAUUGUAUCUUUGUUUUUUUACUUUACUGUUUUCUGCUUUUGUUUUACUUUCUAUACCAAAAUAAUCUCUCUUUCUCUCUCUCUCUCUCUAUAUAUAUGUUUUAAUUGCUGUCAAGCAAAAGGCACCCACACAUAUAUACAUGGGAAAAGUAUACAAUUAGACCGUUUGUAUUUGAUGCAAGCAAGUCACAAUUAGUCUUCUGCCA